GUUGUGUGUCCCAGCUGAGGGGCUGCUUGUCUCCUGGUCAGUGCCGGAGGGGGUAUUGGCUCAUCAGAUAGCCAAGAUUAAGCUCAGGGGGCUUUAGGACCAAACAAGCUGCUUUUCACAGAAGGACCACCGGCACCAUGAGAGCUGUCCACUACUGUCCGCUGCUCCUGCUUACCCUGGUCCUGCUAACAACCCACAGUGAGGCUCUGCGAUGUAUUUCAUGUAUGGGCUCCAACAACGAGGACUGCAACAAACAAGGCUCCAAAUCGUGUCCCAGCUUCUCUGACGCCUGCGCUGUGGUGGUGGGCCAUGACAGUGGGGUGAUGAAGUCAUGCUCCUACAAGUCUUUCUGCAGUCAGGCCAACAGCCAGGGCUACAGGGCACCGGGCGUCAGAGUCAACUGCUGCUACAGCAACGACUGCAACGUGACAAGCUUCGCCUCGUCACUGCAGGGACUCAACUAUCUGCUGCUGCUCCUGCCUCUGUUGUUCCACUGCUUUUUCAAGUAG
Pleuronectes platessa (European plaice) is the source of this 509-nucleotide messenger RNA. It is a transcript of the gene ly6pge, whose product is annotated as lymphocyte antigen 6 family member pge. The transcript has 3 exons. The record is from RefSeq and is a predicted model, not a curated record. NCBI's taxonomy places the organism in Eukaryota, Metazoa, Chordata, Actinopteri, Pleuronectiformes, Pleuronectidae. The coding region runs from base 138 to 509 and encodes 123 amino acids.